This is a messenger RNA of Lactuca sativa (garden lettuce), 929 nucleotides long. Its product is annotated as non-specific lipid transfer protein GPI-anchored 1. The record is from RefSeq and is a predicted model, not a curated record. NCBI's taxonomy places the organism in Eukaryota, Viridiplantae, Streptophyta, Magnoliopsida, Asterales, Asteraceae.
UCGAGUAGUGAACCGUUAUCCCUAAUUCCAUAAACCGAAACUCAUUAAACGCAACCAGACAAGUGCGCCUCCCUGCAUCUGCCAUCACCAUACUUUUCCUCGCAGACAUUAACUCCAUAGUUCACACCUCACACCCAACUGCCCCUCAUUAAUCACCAAACCCCAACCUCAAUCCUAAUCCUGUCUCCGUUUCCACUAUAAAUCCUCAAAAAACACAAAGCUACUAUCAGUACUUUUCACAAUGGCGAUGAGAAAUUACUGUUUGAGCUUGUUUACGGUGGUUUGUAUCGUGAUAUGCGGGAGCGGAAUCGGUGGUUCGGCGCAGUCGUUAGCCGACCAGUGUGCUUCGAAGCUACCGGAGGUGAUGACAUGUGUUGCGUUUGCGUCAGGGAAAGAGUCGACGCCGCAGAAGAAGUGUUGUGAUUCGGUGACGGAGAUGAAAGAGAGUAAUCCGGCGUGUUUGUGUUUUCUGAUACAGCAGAUCCAUAACGGAACCAAUCCGGCGCUUAAGUCCAUGAAUAUUCAAGAGGCUCGUCUUCUUCAGCUGCCUUCUGCUUGUAAAAUUGCUGGUGCAAGUAUCAGCGAUUGUCCAAAGCUGUUAAAGUUACCACCAAAUUCACCUGACGCUGCUAUCUUCAGUAAUGUAACUACUACACCCACCACUUCUCCAGCAACAGGAGGAACGACGUCGUCAACCUCUACAUCCCCUUCACAUGGGUUCAAGUACGAAGCACCCAUGUUCCUAGGAUCCGCCAUUGUUUCUCUACUCAUGUUUUACGUUUUAUAUUAGAUAAACGGUUUUAAUUUGAGGUCAGCUCAUGAUCUGUGUCGGAUUUUGUUUUUAUGCAUACCAGAAACAUUUUUAUAUCUUUUAUUCAGGUUGUAGCAAUUUAUAAGGUUGGUUGAUUUGAGUAUUCCAUUUUGCUAUA